This is a messenger RNA of Candida dubliniensis CD36, 2178 nucleotides long. RefSeq names its product putative dolichyl-phosphate-mannose--protein mannosyltransferase (gene PMT5). Gene Ontology annotation, cellular component: endoplasmic reticulum; membrane. Bases 1 to 2178 code for a protein of 725 amino acids. Gene Ontology annotation, biological process: protein O-linked glycosylation via mannose. The record is from RefSeq and is a predicted model, not a curated record. The transcript has a single exon. Gene Ontology annotation, molecular function: dolichyl-phosphate-mannose-protein mannosyltransferase activity. Lineage: Eukaryota; Fungi; Ascomycota; Pichiomycetes; Serinales; Debaryomycetaceae.
AUGACAAAGGAAUUACCAUCAGGGUAUAUUCAAGGUCCUUUUCGACUUUAUAAAACUUAUCAACCCCAUCUUAUAGAACAUAAAUUAUCUAAAUUUGAACAAUUUAUUAUAUUUUCAAUUUUACUUAUUUCAUUAAUUCGAUUAUAUAAAUUAUAUAUUCCUGAUCGGGUAGUAUUUGAUGAAAUUCAUUUAAUUAAAUAUAUUAAAAAUUAUUAUCAUGGGACUAUAUUUAUUGAUAUUCAUCCACCAUUAGGAAAAUUAAUUUAUUAUUAUAUCAGUAAAUUAUUUCUGUUUAAACAUGAUGAUGACGAUUUGCAAAUUGAUAUUAUUGGUGAUUUAUACCCGGAAAAUUUCCCUUAUUUAUGGUUACGAUUAUUUAGUGGUAUUUGUGGUAUUGGUCAUGUUUUAUUGACAUUUUUCAUAUUAAGAAUAAGUUGUAAUCUGAUCAUUUCAAUUAUUAUUACUUUAUUGAUUUGUUUGGAGAAUUCAAUGGUGACAGUAUCAAGAUUGAUAUUAUUAGAAGGUCCAUCAUUAUUUGUACAAAGUUUGGUGAUUUAUAAUUAUAAAGCAUUUACUACACGUAAACCAUUUACAAAGAAUUGGUAUUUAAAUUUAUUUCUCAUUGGAAUAUCUUUAGGGUUAAAUAUAUCAUUGAAAAUUUCUGGAUUUUUCACAUUUUUAUGGGUAGGAAUUUUAACAUGUAUUGAAUUAUGGGAGAUUUUAGGUGAUUUAAAUAUUUCAAUUGGUCAAUUUAUUAAACAUUUCAUUUUACGUAUAAUAGGGGUUAUUUUGAUUCCCUUGAUAAUAUAUUGUUCAAUAUUUUAUAUUCAUUUUGAAAAUUUGCCAAAUGAAGGUCCUGGAUCAGGAUUUUUGACACCACAUUUUAGAUCUACUUUAAAUGAUUAUCAACAACAACCUUUACAAGUUUUAUAUGGAAGUACUGUCACUAUAAAACAUAAUGCAUUAGAGAAAUAUUUACAUUCACAUGAAUUGACUUAUCCAAGAGGUUCAAAUUUACAACAAGUAACAUUAUAUGAUUUUCCUGAUAUUAAUAAUGAAUGGAUAAUUGAAACCAAACAAAAAUAUAAUGAAGAAAAAUUGAUGACUGAUGAAAAAGAAAUUAAAGAUGGUGAUAUUAUUAGAUUAUAUCAUAAAUCCACUGGACAUUAUUUACAUGUUAAUGAUAUUCGUCCACCUAUUUCUGAACAUGAUUAUAGUUAUGAAGUAAAUGGGAAUGAAACAAGAGGAUUAUUAGGUAAUGAAAAUUAUGAAUUUAAAAUUCGAAUAUUAAUGAAAAAAUCUCAUUCCACAAAUGAUUUACCAUUAAUUAAAUUAAGAACUACAGAAACUAUUUUCCAAUUAAUUCAUCAAGGAAUUCGAUGUAAUCUUAUGAGUCAUGAACAAAAAUUACCAGAUUGGGGUCAAUAUCAAAAUGAAGUAUUAUGUGUUAAAGAACCAACAAUUCCAAAUACAUUAUGGUAUAUUGAACUGUCAUCACAUCCAUUAUUAAAUAAUAAAACUAAUAAAUUGAAAAAUUUCCCUAAAUUUUCAUUUUGGUCAAAAUUAAUUGAAACUCAUAAAAUCAUGUUUAAUUUAAAUAAACAAUUUAAUAAUCCUCAUCCUUAUACUUCUAAACCAUUUUUAAAUUGGCCUAUUUUAUCUAGAGGUAUUGCAUUUUUCAAUAAUUAUAAUUUGAAAUUAAUUGAUGAAGAUUCAAGUUUAAUUUAUUAUUUAGGAAAUGUCGUUAUUUAUUAUCUGGUAUUUUCUGUGGUUUUAAUAACGAUAUUUAAAUGGUCCAUUUAUUUAUUUAUAAGAUUAAAUCCUUAUUCUAUCUCACCUUCAUCAUAUUCAAACUUUUAUGAUAAUUCCUGGCAAUAUUUAUUAGGAUGGUUAAUUAAUUAUAUUCCAUAUUGUUUUAUGUCAAGAAAUUUAUAUUUACAUCAUUAUUUACUGGCAUUAAAUUUUGGUAUAUUAUUAUUAAGUCAAUAUUUGAAUUAUCUUAUGACUAAAAAUAAAAUUAUUGGUAAUAUAAUAACCAUAACAAUAUUUGUCAGUGCAACAUAUUGUUUUUAUGAAUUUAUACCUAUCAUAUAUGGAUUACCAUGGACAUUAAAUCAAUGUAAUUCUCAUAAAUGGUUUUCAAAUUGGGAUAUUGAUUGUAUGACAUAUACGGGUUAA